Hordeum vulgare subsp. vulgare (domesticated barley) is the source of this 436-nucleotide messenger RNA. RefSeq names its product villin-1-like. The transcript has 4 exons. NCBI's taxonomy places the organism in Eukaryota, Viridiplantae, Streptophyta, Magnoliopsida, Poales, Poaceae. The coding region runs from base 1 to 426 and encodes 141 amino acids. The record is from RefSeq and is a predicted model, not a curated record. Gene Ontology annotation, molecular function: actin filament binding.
AUGAAGGCACAUUUUUUAGAAAGAGAAAUGCUGAAGUCCGACAUAAGUUACAUACUGGACUAUGGAGCUGAAAUAUUCUUGUGGAUAGGGAUGACAACACUAGUUUCAGAGAAGAAGACAUCUGCUACAGCAUUAGAGGAAUAUGUACACUUACAAGGCAGAUCAUCAAUUGGUCAUACUGUUAUAAUGACCGAAGGUCAUGAAGUUGCCGACUUUAAGCUGCAUUUUCAGCACUGGCCUAAGAAUGGUGUGCAGAAGUUGUACGAGACAGGGCGGGAGAAAGUGGCAGCAAUUUUCAAGCAUCAGGGCUAUGAUGUUGCAGAAAUUCCAGAUGAUAAACCUCGGCAGCUCAUCAGUAGUAAUGGUUGUUUGAAGGUUUGGCUGGUGGACCGUGGUUGUGUAACCCUCCUUUGCACCGAGGAAUAGGAGCAACUUU